GACGAGGGCAGCAGCAUCGAGGAUAGCGAGUCCGAAGACGCCUUCGACCCUGAUGACAUUGCCUUGAGUGGGUCCGACCACGAGGUCAAUGUAGAUGCGAAGAAGCCGCACACCGAUUUCACGAUGAAGCAGAACUGGGCCCACCGCAACGUGGAUGACCAACCCGCGGACGGAGCCGUGCCGUCCAAGACGGGCUACGCGAUCUUCACAUGGAAGGACGGUGACAGGUGGUGCCCAACGCCGAGGGUCACGAUGGAGCAGAUCGGCUACGCCAAGAAGGUAGAGAAGCGGGUCGAGGCCAAGGGCAGCGACGCGCAGGGCUCCAAUGGCAAGAAGAAGACGAGGGACGACUCACCUGCCACGGGCCAGGACGCGAAGUCGCCAGGCAGUAUCAGUGCUGGGGGCAAGAGCCUUGGCAAGGGAAAGAGCAAGGGCAAGAAGGGCAAGGGCAUGGACGACGUCAAGGUGGACAGCAAGAAGGGCAGGUCCAAGGGCAAGAGCAGCAAGGACGUCAGCGACAAGCAGGUGGGCAGCACGAAGGGCGCGUCCAAGGGCAAGGGCAACAAGGUCAAAGGCGUGCAGGUCGAGCAGGACAAGCGCACGAUGCAGUCGAUCAUUUCGGCGGUGCGGCCCAUGUGCGAGAAGCACGAGGGCUUCUACGCGGGACGGGUGGGCAUCAACCUGCGCCCCAAGCUGGCCAACGGAGGCUGGGGGGUCUUCAUCAAGGACCGCAGUGGGCAGAGGUUCCAGCGGACGAGCAGACAAAGCGAGAUCGGUGGCGAAGAAGGCCUACGUGCUACUGUGACCGAGGCGAACAACAUGAUGAUCAAGAUGGCCGACGCUGAGAAGGCUGCAGCAGAGAUGUCGAAGAAGCGCGACAC
This is a messenger RNA of Prorocentrum cordatum, 881 nucleotides long. The record is from the annotation of a GenBank genome assembly. NCBI's taxonomy places the organism in Eukaryota, Dinophyceae, Prorocentrales, Prorocentraceae.